Messenger RNA from Astyanax mexicanus (Mexican tetra), 8041 nucleotides. RefSeq names its product cyclin-dependent kinase 6 (gene cdk6). Gene Ontology annotation, biological process: cell dedifferentiation; protein phosphorylation; regulation of G2/M transition of mitotic cell cycle. Bases 1565 to 2539 code for a protein of 324 amino acids. Gene Ontology annotation, molecular function: cyclin-dependent protein serine/threonine kinase activity; cyclin binding; ATP binding. Lineage: Eukaryota; Metazoa; Chordata; Actinopteri; Characiformes; Acestrorhamphidae. The transcript is spliced from 7 exons. The record is from RefSeq and is a predicted model, not a curated record. Gene Ontology annotation, cellular component: cytoplasm; cyclin-dependent protein kinase holoenzyme complex; nucleus.
GAGGAGUGGGCCGGGAGAAAGAGGGAGAGAAUAAGAGAGAGAGAGAGAGUCGAGCCUUUGUAGUCAGUGAGGAAUGCGGAAACGUCCCUGCUCUGUGUCAGAGCUCUCCGGAGGGGGUCAGGCCACUCUGCGCCAGCGUGGGAAAGCGAAGCGGGAGCCCGCACCCAGCGAAGCCGCGGCCGGGUGCAGAGCCGCGCGCACAGCCGCCUUACUGAAGUAGCGGAGCGAGCGCGAUCAGUGCUGCGGCUGCUUUUAGCUACUGGAGCGCGAGGAGGAGAUCCGGAGAGGAGGAUAGAGAGGGGAAGAGGAGGAGGAGGAGGAGAAUGACUAAAGCAUGCAUGCAUCAGCCGACUACCUGUGUGGCCCUCUAGGACACUGGGAGAUCUGUGAUGUAGGUGAAGAGUCCCAGUGGGGGAAACGCACACACACGCACGCGCGCACACACAUACGCCUGCACGCGCGCACGCACGCACGCGCACCCUCACGCACUCGCGCACACACAUAUGAAUACAUACAGGCGCAGAGUCUCCUUCGCAGCUCCCCGCAGGCGAACUGAACGGGUAAAUCAUUUUUAACUCAACAUUUCAAGAUUACAAGAUUUCAUUCCUCUAUUUCCACGUAAGCGCGCUUUGCGCUUUUUUGUGUAGUCGCGCGCGCGCUCUCUCUCGAGUUGCGUUUCAUUUAUUUCACCGCAGUUGACUUAUUGCAAGAACUAUUAGCCUGCCGCAAAGCGCGAGCCACGCUUGGAAUGCAUUCUAAGAAAAGCGCUUUUCGGAUUUUGCGCGUUUCCCGUGCGAGCGGGUCGCCGUGACCGGGACGAGCAUGCACACGUACGGUGCAAGCGUUUGCUCGCGACAGACAACUCUUAUUGCUCCGUUUUUAAGACAAUGAGAUGAGCGCAGAGCCACGUGCUCGGGCUAUUUUUGUGCUGGUGGCACAAAGCAGAGCGCGAGCAUCACCGCCGCCGCCAGCGCGGUGUCAGGAGUAAAUACAGGGCUAGCAAACUUGCCAGCACUGAACUUUGUGUUUAUUAUUGCUGAGCGAGCGGUGGCCUGCUUGUUUUAGUGCUGUGCGCUCCGUUCCUGCUUGUUUCGGCGCUCGCCGGAGAGACCACCAGCCUCGGAUGCGACCACCAGUGAGCCAGUGAGCGUGUUUAGGAGCUAACGCAUGGGCGCGUGAGGUUGAUGCAUAAGAAAAACGCUGAAAAUCUGUGAGUUUCCUGAUGCUCAUGGGGUACGUACGAUUUCCCUGCCUUCACUAGCUAUCUAGCUGGCUGUAGGGGGAAUAAUCUAGGAAUAAUCUGGGAAUAAUCUGAGACUUUGGCCGCUCCAGGGCUCCUUGUGUGGGUGGCUGGAGAGCACGCGGGGAAAGUGCACACUGGAUCCAGCCGGCUGCUCUUAAAGAAGUGAGCUCAGCGCUCUUCCCUGCUAUCCUGUCCAAGCAGGCAGCGUGAACCAGGCUCUGGGAUUCCCCCUGCAAUCCUCGCCCCCCUCCUCCCUCCCUCCGCAGCAACAGGCUGCAGCCGAGAGAGAGAGGAACACGUGCAAGGAGGAAACUCAACAACAUGGACAAAGAAAGCAUGAUCCAGCAGUACGAGCCCGUGGCCGAGAUAGGCGAAGGCGCCUACGGUAAAGUGUACAAGGCACGCGACCUGAAGAACGGGGGUCGCUUCGUGGCCCUAAAGAGAGUGCGGGUCCAGACCGAGGAAGAGGGGAUGCCACUGUCCACCAUCCGCGAGGUGGCGGUGCUGCGGCAGCUGGAGUCCUUCGAGCAUCCUAACGUUGUCAGGUUAUUUGAUGUCUGUACGGUUUCUAGAACUGAUCGGGAGACCAAGCUUACCCUGGUCUUUGAGCACGUGGACCAAGACUUGACUACGUACUUGGAGAAAGCACCUGAUCCAGGGGUGCCACCAGAAACAAUAAAGGAUAUGAUGUACCAGUUACUACAGGGCCUGGACUUCCUCCACUCUCACCGAGUCGUUCACAGAGACCUGAAGCCUCAGAACAUUCUGGUCACCAGCGGAGGUCAGAUCAAGCUGGCUGAUUUUGGUCUGGCACGCAUAUACAGCUUUCAGAUGGCGCUUACUUCAGUGGUGGUCACACUAUGGUAUCGAGCUCCAGAAGUGCUGCUGCAGUCCAGCUAUGCUACCCCAGUGGAUCUGUGGAGUGUGGGCUGCAUCUUUGCUGAGAUGUUCAGGAGAAGACCCCUUUUCCGUGGGAACUCAGAUGUCGACCAGCUAGGCAAGAUUUUUGAUGUGGUUGGAGUCCCUUCGGUUGAAGACUGGCCCCAGGAAGUGGGCUUGCCUCAGAGUGCCUUCACCCCUCGUCAUCCCCAGCCCAUCGAGGACCUGGUGCCAGACAUGGAUGAGCUCGCCAAAUCCCUCUUACUCCAAUUCCUGGCGUUCAACCCAGCCAGAAGGAUAUCAGCUUAUGAAGCUCUGUCUCACCCAUACUUCCAGAGCCUGGACAGCACCAGCAAGAGUCUGUAUGCCCAGCCCUUGCCCAGCAAAAAGCCCUCCCUGGAGGAGAGAGCUGCCUGAAACUGAAAGACUUUAUUUUUUUCCUACCAGUUUUUUUUAAAGACUCACUUUGCCCAAGGCACUGACUCCUAAGCCCUCCCAAACCUUUGAACAUGUCUUCCAUCACAACAUUACAUGCUGCUUUUAGGUCUUUUUGAAGUAUUACAGCAACUUUUGGUUGAUCUGUUUUUACUGCUGCCAGGCAGUACAAGCCCUGUGGUGGGUGAAUUCACCCUCUGCCUGGGGCAAUUAUUAAAACUAACGAAAAACAACGGAAGCUGCUUUCCUGCCUGCCUGUCUUCCCUAACAGGAAGUUCACUGCCAGCUACCUGCUACAGAGGCUGCUACACCACCAUACCAGGGAUCAUUCUGUCUGUCCUACUUCAAGUGUCAUUUGGAUACAACCUCCAGGUCUCUACUGUCUUUCACUGCUCCGGAUCAACAAGCCCAGGUCUCACUGCUACUCACUGACCUGGUCUCACACUUUGGACCCUGCAAACACUUAGAGCUGUCACUGAUAAUGUGGGUCUGUUGAACAGACCCUGUGUAUAAAAGAUGUAAUCGCACACUCUGCAUACACCCUGUAUGAUAAGUUACUUAUGUUUUUUUAAUGUUUUUUUUUAAAUGGUCCAUGGGUUAUUAUUGGGCCAAAUGAUUUAGGUUUAGUUUGAAUUGUUCGUCACCUUGAGGUCAUUCCCUGCCCAAGGCUGAGGGCUGGGCUUUGUGGACUUUUCCUAUCAGCAAUUAAUGCAGCAAUUAAUGCUUUCACUGCCUUACAGAGGACAACAAAUCAUAUGACUUCAUCAUAUGAUUUAGGUUUUACUCCUCACCACCGUCAAGGCCUUUGUGAUACUGCCCACUGUGUUCAUCAGCCCAGAGAGACCAAAAAAACUUUUUAUAUUGUAGGCUGAUUUCUGGACACACACUGAGCCUGGUCCCCAAUCGCAGGGGCUAGACUUAAACUGUGUCUGGAAAACCAACCCUUAGAGUUCUAGCGAAAUGUAACAGCGCAUUACAUCAUAGCCUAAUCUAAUCUACAUAAAUUGUUGGUUCUACUUUGUACACUGUUCAGUUAUUAUUGUUAUUAUUUUUUUAUAUCAGUGUUGAUCGUUGACGACUUGUGUCUUUGUGUUCAUGUGUUUUUAUUAUGUCUUAAUUUUAGUUGACUUGAAGGUGUAGGGACUUGUGUUAGAAAAUGCAAAUAUUUCCACUUCAUACAGAGUGCACCCUGCUGUCAGGGACAUGGUGUAGUUGGUAGUUAAUAGUUAAUAGAGGCUGGUAAAUGUAGGUAAAUGUAGUUAGAAGGGAGCCCUUCAUUGGGCAGCAUGUUGAUAGUAGAAUGAAUGGCUAUGAAAAAAGCAAGAGGAGAUGACUCGACUCUUCGUAGUUAGAGCAGAUAUUUAGAGAGAUAGCUGUAGAUGUAAAGUAGAAAGCUUAGAUGGUGAUCGAGAAGUUAAAGAGGUUAGUUCAGCUGUAAGAAAGGGUUAGAAGGGCAACGUGAAAAUUGUAUAUGACUGCUGGAAUUCAGGACGUUGUUGUAUGUACAGAUUAAACGUCUUGUGUCCGUAUAAUGUCCUUAUAAUCUUAUUAUGAAGAUAAGAUUAUAUCCUUCCAUAUUUAAUUUCUCUUAGAUGUCAGGGCUAAAAUAAUAACCCAGCCAGCCUCUUGUCUGGCUCUUCAGAUAAGUUUGGAGGAAGUGAGGAAAGAAGAGAAGGAAGGAGCAAAGGAAGGAAGGAAGGAUGCUGCUUUAUAUAUAUUUUUUUUACAGUGUAGUCCAGGACUAAGACUAAACUGAGGAGAAGCUGUUUAGUAGUUUUGUCUCGAAGCCUAGGCUGCGGGUGAGGUAGGCUGCAUUUCUGUACUUGCCUUCCAUGUAAUGGAACGCUAUUCCAAAACAAAAAGUUAGGAAAUGUUCCUUCACAUCCCUAAUUUUCCCACAGUUUUCUGUACAACGCAUGUACAACGCAAAUGGGAAAAAAUCAGCAUCACAAAAACAAAGCAAAAAUAGUAUGUUUUAAAAUGUUUAUUUUUAUCAUUUUAAUUAUUAUAAAUUCAUGUGUUUUGCGUCACAACUGCAAGAGGCUGGAUCUUUCUGGUAAAGUCAUCCUGAAGCCCCGUUAAACAGUAUAUAUCCGUAUCUGUGACCGACAGAAUACCAACAAGGAGUCUUCAUGGGCAGUCCUGCCAAGGACCCUUCCUACCGUGACUGCAGCCUAGGCUUUGGAACGUAGCUACAGGCACUGCAUCACAGAUCUUAAUCCACAGGUUCAGCCAGAUAAGCACUGGUGCUUCCUCCAUAUACUCAGGAUCUCAGUAGCGACUCAUUGGUUCGUAUUUAUCAGUUAGCUCGGGGUAGAUUUUUCCAUAUAUUUUUCAUAUAGUUAAACAGCACACAUCUGAUAAAUCUGAUCAAUACGACUCGCUCUGUCCCACUCUAUCCACUCUCAGGUCUAUUUAUGGUUGUAGUUUUAGAUUCAGAACAUUUCAGGUUUGACUCAGCUUGAUUGUUAUUAUAACAUUAGUGCAUAUUAAAUGAAGUCUGCAAACUAUUCACUCUAUAUCACCAUAUUAAUGAUCCCAUAUUAACAGUACAGUAAAUAAUGCUUAAUAUAUUUAUGACUAUAUUUACACAGAUGCUCAUCAGAUUACUGGUAUUUUCAUCGAUUCAUUUUAACACUGUAACAACAAGGCAUUCUGGACUCAUCUUUUAACUGGUAAAAAUAAUGAAAAUAGUAAUAAUAAUAAUAAUAUUAUUAAUAAUAAUAAAAGCAUGAGGCAGUUCUUUCUCUCUUCUUUCUGAUUGCUGUUGUAACGACUCCUCACACUUUUUAUACUGUUAACAUUUUUCUCCUUCUUCAUUCUUUCAGUCGGCUCCUCAUAUUCCGUAUGACAUGACGUAUUCGUACAGUCAUCACAGUGUCGCGUUUUCCUCUUCCAAACAGACGGCAAAAGAGUGGGAUGUUAUGAUGUUUAAAAUAAUUUUCAGUGGGCAUUAGAUGUCACAAAGUACACCUAUUUGUGUGUUAAAUGUACAGUAAAUGUACAGUAAUUUCAGCAACCAUUCUUUACCUGUACUCAAUUUCACCAGGUUGAAAUGGUCUUGAGUUCAUCAAGAUGGUGUUUUAUAAUUCUAGCUGAGUUAUUAAAGCUUAAAGCUUUGGAAUGUAAAAUGUUACGCUAGUUAUGAAAUGUAAACGUUAGCAUAGCUAUGCUGACAAAAAAGAAAUGGCACCUUGAAAAUCACCCAUCUCAUCCAUUGCCCCAAUGUGUAACAAAACAAAAAGCUUUUCCAUGAAGUUGUUAAAUGCAUGAGGGUGAUGAAAACAAUAAAUAAACAGAAGUAUUCCUGUUUGUACUCAUUUACUUUAAAUGGAAUUUAAAAUAUAAUCAUUUGAAUUAUAUUUUACCUUAUCAGUCAUGACUGUUUUUGAACAAGUAUGAUAUUGCUGGAUAGCGGUACUUUGUGUUGUUUUUGUUUUAUACUUUUCAGCUCCUUAAAACUUGGCCUCUACUUAAGAUGUAGUCCCUUUGUUUUAUUUAUUGGCAUUUUGAUGGUAAUUCUUUGUUAUUGUGUGAAUGAGAAGAAUCAAGCCUGUAUAAUUGGGUGGUGGUGGUGUCCUAAUGGUGCUACAAGUAUUGCUUAAACUUGAAAAGAUCAAAAUAUCUUCAAAAAGAACAGCAAUAGAGGCAUCUUAAGUGUCCUUUUCUGCAUUUUUUCUAUACAAAGCAAAAUUCAAAAUUACAUUUUAGCUAGAAUGUUUAAACUGUGGUUUGUAUUUUGUACUCCAUUGCUGGUUCUCAGCUCCUGGAGAACACUUUGCUAUGUUUCAGCUGUUCCCUGUCUUCACCAUACUAGAUCUAUCAGUACUGUUUACUGGUGAGCUGGAUCUUAGACCCUGUGUACACCUGAUUUUAUUGUAUACUUAUUUUAACCAGUUUUAACCUAGUGCAUUUACACUGAUUGCAAUUAUUACUGGAGGAUUGGUUGUACUGGGAGGGUCAAGGGACUACUCAAAACUGUUAAAUGGCAAAGUCCCCAGGAAAACUGUGCUGGAAAAGUCACAUGAUUUGCCCACCAUAUAAAGCUGAAUUCAUAUUUCAGAUCUUUCAUUCUACUGAGUUUCCAUAUUUCUGUGUAUUUUCAGUAGUUCUGAAACUAAAAUCUUUUUAAAAGCUGUAUCCAGUGUUGAUUCUCUGUCAGUUUUUCUCUCACUGCUAACUGCUAAUGUUUUUGUAUUGUUUUAGUGUGCACCACAAGUAUGUAUGGGGGUCGAUUGUAUUUCUUUAUAUUUCACUGGAAAAUUGUGCGAACUGUGUCUGUGUUAAAAUGUUUGUAAGGUAUUUUUUGUUCCUCCAGCUUUCCACUUUUUAUUUCAGAAUAGUAAACAGUAAAAUAGUCUGUCUUCUUUUCCAUCUUCUUUUUUGUUUUUUUUUGCCUUUUUCUUUCCUAUUUUUUUUCUGUUCUGUGGAUUUGCCUAAUUGAUCAUUCUGAUAUUUACUGAUCAACAAUGUUAUUGCUUUUGUCUACAUAGCAGUCUUUUAAACACAGUAAAUAGACGUUAGUUUUGGCCAGUGCUUCAUGUGUGUUAUGUAGGUUUUAGAACGUAUGUUUGCUCUGAAAGCUGGUGUACCAUGAAUUUAGUCUGUGUCAUGAUUUGAUGUGGUUGGCACUCACCAAUUCAUGAAAUGUUGCUCGUAUUAGGGAUUUAUGACACUUGCUAUAUAGUAUUUGAAUUGUUAUUGCUUUCUUGUUUUGUUAUUUUUCAAAAUGUAAGCUCAGUUGUGUUUGACAUGACAUAAAAUAGAUUUUAUGGAUAUUUCCUUCUAAAUAGACGAUCCAUAUCAACUUAUUAUAUGUUAUAUGAGCGAGAAAGGCAUGUAUCAGCUUUAUAACUAUCCUAAUACGACAAAUAAAUCUAAUAUAUACAUUUAUUAUAGGCCACACUUAUCAAAAUCAAAUUGAAUGACAGUGGAAUAACACAGUAAGAAUAAAGUAGAUCAAUUUUAUACCUGCUUACCCGACAUACACGCAUACGAAAUAAUGCUGCCUUCAGUGGGUUUACACAUUUGAUAUGGUCAGGCUUUUUAUACUAUAACAAUGAAACCGUUGUUUUAUUGCUGCCUUUCCUGCUUAUGUCCAGUUUAAAGCUUUGAUUAAAUGAUGUGUCCAAUAUGUUCUUUAUGAUCCAAAUUCAGCAUCAAAGUCAUCACAGCACCUUUUUUUUUUUUUUUUUUCUUAGGCAGGUGGGUGGGAUCUCUGGCGGCGAUAAGUUGAAUGACAGUGAAAGAGGUGUGGAUGGGUUUUGUGAUUUUCUCUAUUUGUUUUCCCUUUGAACUGGUUGCUGCUAAUUUCCCCAUAGGUUCCACUCAAAUAGACGAGAAAAGAAAGAGGCCCAUCUAAAUUGGUUCAAAUUUGAUGAAAAAUAUACAAAUAAAGCUGCUUGUGCUGUGUGCCACAUGUGUAACUGCCUGUCAAUGUUUUUAUUAUUUUUUUUUCUUUAAAUAAAUAUUUUAGUAAGUAAA